CGGAGGCGGUGCAGGGCCCGGGGCAGCGCCGGGGCAGGCCCGCCGCGCACACCGCCGCCAGCCCGCGGCCGGGCGCCCCGCUCCGCCGCUGCUGCCGGGGAGUACCGUGAAGAGAGGAGGAGGAGAGGGGGUGUGUGCGCGGGCAGCCCCGAUGGCCAAGCAGCCCCCUGAAGUGAAGGCGCAACGCGACGGCGAGGGCGGGCGGCUGCCGCCGGCGGCGGCGGAGGGGCCGGGCCCGGCCGCGCAGCUGCGCCCCGGCGCUCCCGCCGCCUUGCCCGGCUCCGCCGCCGCCGCCACGGCGGGGCCUCCGCCGCGGGGCCCGCCCGCCAGCCCCGGGCCCUUCGCCACCCGCUCACCCCUCUUCAUCUUCGUGCGGAGAUCGCCGCUGCUGUCGCGCUCCUCCAGCGGGUACUUCUCCUUCGACGCCGAGCGCAGCCCCGCACCCCUCAGCUGCGACAAGGCCACGCAGACCCCCAGCCCGCCCUGCCAGGCCCUCAGCCACUGCCUCAGCGCCAUGGCUUCCCGGUGGCAGUCUCACUCGCUAGCAGAAGACGUACAGCCUGAAAUCUGGAUUGCACAGGAGCUGCGGCGAAUCGGAGAUGAGUUCAAUGCCUCCUAUUGUCCAAGAAGGGGUUUCUUGGAUAACCAGGUGGGAAACCCCCAGAUCGUCAUUUUGCGCCUCCUGCGUUACAUCAUCCGUCUCAUCUGGAGGAUGCAGUGAGCGCCGGCUGCAUCCCAAUGUGCAGGAACUUGCUUACUCGUUGGGAAAUCCCAGGGAGGACGG
Molecule: messenger RNA, 784 nt
Organism: Chroicocephalus ridibundus (black-headed gull)
Lineage: Eukaryota; Metazoa; Chordata; Aves; Charadriiformes; Laridae
Gene: BCL2L11
Product: BCL2 like 11
Exons: 4
Coding region: 152-721 (189 amino acids)
Biological process (GO): meiosis I
Source: RefSeq, a predicted model, not a curated record